Cyprinodon variegatus (sheepshead minnow) is the source of this 1561-nucleotide messenger RNA. RefSeq names its product cell death-inducing p53-target protein 1 homolog. NCBI's taxonomy places the organism in Eukaryota, Metazoa, Chordata, Actinopteri, Cyprinodontiformes, Cyprinodontidae. The transcript has 5 exons. The record is from RefSeq and is a predicted model, not a curated record. Gene Ontology annotation, molecular function: zinc ion binding. The coding region runs from base 133 to 774 and encodes 213 amino acids.
UCUUUUUGCUCCUUUUUUUGUCUGAAACAAAUUUUGCUUUUACCAAUCAACCACUGUCAGAGCAAUAAGACGCCCUGGUUGUCCUGCAUCCUGAUCAUCUUUCAAAGCAUUCAGAAAAUCCAACCACAGAAAAUGGAAAAUGGUGAAGGACCUUCUACAGAUAUCCCAGAUAUCCCGGCACCACCAUAUCCUGGUCCUCCUUUGGACUACAAUCCACUACCACAAUCCACACCUGAUUUUCAGCCCGCAACCCAGCCUGUGGCACAGCAAUAUAACCAGCCAGUAAUCCAACCUGUUGCUCAGCAUUAUCAACAACCUGUUGAUCAGCAAUAUCCCCAGAGUGAAGUACAGCAGUAUCAACAGUCUGUUGAUCAGCAAUAUCCUCAGCAGCAAUAUCCCCAGUCUGUUGCUCCGCAGUAUCACCAAAUGGAUUUUCAGCAAUAUCCUCAGCAAUAUCUUAAGAAUGAUCAGCAGCCGGUUGUGCAGUAUAUGGCACAACAAAAUCAAGUUGCUCAACCAGUGAAACAGGUGACUGUAGUGCAACCGAGGCCCACUGAUGCUCCUGGAAGCAUGCUAUGUCCGCAUUGCCAGACCACAGUUGUGACCUCAAUUGAAUACAAACUGGGCCUCCUUACCUGGUUAAUUGUUGGAUCACUGUUUAUUAUAGGGGUCUGGCCCUGCUGUUUAAUCCCCUUCUGUGUGAAUGCUUGCAAGGAUGUGCAGCAUUCCUGUCCACAAUGCAACAAUGUCCUGCACAUCCACAAAUUAUUGUGAAGCACAGUGAAACCAGCAGUGACCUGUAUAAAAGUGGAAUUUCCAUUAUGGUUACAUUUAUCAUUUUCCCCUGAUAUCUUCUAUCAUAUUCUUAUAAGAUGUUACCUUGUGUCGUUUUAUUCUGAAAAUAUUUCUUUUUUUUUUUAUUUGGGACAAAUUCUCACUUUUGUAUACUUGCCUUCUAUUAAAAUGUUGUAAAAUGAUCUAUGUUUUAGAUAAAAAAAAGGAUAUUUUUAAAUUACAGAUUAUACAUGUAUUUUGUUCUUUCAUUGGGAUAAUUUGACCGUUAUUAUAGUAGUUUUGUUAGUAAAAAUAAUUUUUCAUUGCUAUAAAUAAUUAAACAUCUGAUAAAUGUUUAAAAGCAUUAUGAUUGUAUGCAACAUACAAGAUAUUAGAUUAAUACAGUUUUUUCUUGGUUUAUAUUUGCCUUGCCUUAUAAUACGUAUUUUUGUGCAUCAUGAAGAUCACCAUUGUAAAAUUAAAAUGUGUACAUUUUACAAGAAUGAAUCCUGUCCUUCUUUGUAGAGAUCACAUUUUGCUUAGUGCAUCGCUGGGUUAGAAAAUCUCACAGUCCAAGAAAGAUGCCAUCUAUAGUACAGUUGCCUUUUUUUUGAGAGGAGGUUUUACAGUAGCUUAAAGGUAAAGGUGCACCAUGGGUUUCCGGUUUUACCCAUUGUGUCCAAUAUCUUUAUAGAAUAAAAUAGAAUAGAAUAGAAAAUCCCUUUAUUGUCCCACAAUUGGGACAUUGUUGCAUUACAGCAGCUAAAGAUUAUAGCAAAAAUGGUCA